Messenger RNA from Mya arenaria, 3452 nucleotides. RefSeq names its product leucine-rich repeat-containing protein 47-like. Gene Ontology annotation, biological process: phenylalanyl-tRNA aminoacylation. Gene Ontology annotation, molecular function: RNA binding; phenylalanine-tRNA ligase activity; protein binding. The transcript has 5 exons. Lineage: Eukaryota; Metazoa; Mollusca; Bivalvia; Myida; Myidae. The coding region runs from base 7 to 1674 and encodes 555 amino acids. The record is from RefSeq and is a predicted model, not a curated record.
UCCAACAUGGCCGCAUGGGAAGAAAUUUCACAAGCUGUGAGCGAAAAUCGACGUGAAUUAGUCUUACAAGGGGCAACAUUUUCAAAACGAAUUGAAAAAUCUGGUUUAGAUGAAAGAUUGUAUUCGUUGUCAUGCCUAAAUCACCUCGAAAUAUCUGGCACGACGUUGUCAACGCUGAAAUCUGAUAUAGAGAAACUGACAGGUCUAACAUCCCUUGUGUUGUGCAAUAACCACAUCACCAGUCUCCCGUCAUCUGUGGGCAAAUUGACCAAAUUAAAACUGCUAAAUGUCUCCAACAACCAACUCGAAGAAAUUCCUGAUGAAAUAGGUCAGCUAACAGAGCUUGACACUCUCAACCUAAGCAUGAAUAAAUUAACAGAAAUUCCUUCUGUUAGUUCAAUGAGAAAUCUGCAUGUCAUAAACAUUUCAAGUAAUAAGCUAACAAGUCUACCAGAGGGCAUUUUUGACCCAGAGUUGGUUCAUUUGAGUCACAUAAUAGCAAGUGACAAUGAAAUCACCGAUCUGCCUGUUGAAGUAGACAAUUUACCUCAUUUGAAUGUGCUGGACUUGUCAAAUAACAAGUUAACAGAUGCACCUACAUCACUCAGUGUUUGCCCAAAAUUAAAAGAAUUGAAUUUGAAAGGAAACAAAUUUAAAGAUAGAAGAUUUGGAAAAAUGAUUGAACAAUGUCAGACCAAAUCUGUGCUUGAAUAUCUUCACAAUAUAUGGAAAAAGGAAAACCAGAAAGCAAAUAAAUCUGGUGGUAAAGAUAAAGAAAAGAAGAAGAAAAAGAAGGGCAAGAAAGUUGAUGAUAUUGAAGUCAUUAAAAACAUGAUGAAUAUCUUGAAGUUUCAUGCAGAUUCUGGAAUAGUUGUCACAGUGAACCCAUCUGUACUUGCUGUCCGACAGUACAUUGUCUGCUGUGUUGUGCGAGACCUGGACUUAUCUGGAACUGGAAAGCUAAAGAGCUUUAUAACUCAACAGACAAAGUUGCAUGAUACCGUCUGUCAGAAGCGCCAAGCUGGAACGAUUGCCACACAUGAUUUGAAGAACGUCAAAAUGCCUUUGACAUAUAAUGCUAGGUCUCCACAAAUUCUACAGAUAGUGCCCCUGUUUCAUCAAAAAGAAGUAAGCGGAGAGAAACUGUUUGAGGAUUUACGACGUGAGGCUGAGCAAAUGAGGAAGGAGAAAAAGCGUCACAACUUUUCAGGAAUUCACAAGUACCUCGAGUUGCUGGCAGACAAGACCGAGUACCCCUGUCUGGUGGAUUCAGAAGGCACAGUUAUCUCUUUCCCUCCCAUCACAAACAGUGACAAAACAAAGAUAUCAAUAAAUACGACUGAUAUCCUGGUGGAGGUAACUAGUUCUACCAGUCUCGACACAUGCAAGAAGAUCAUGGAUGAAGUCCUUUACAAGAUGCUUGAGCUGGGGCUGGGCAAGGACAGGGGAGACGAUAUGCCAACAGGAGCAGCCAAGGGUAAUGACUCAGACAGUGACAGUGAUGAAGGAGUUGUCUUCACUGAGGGCGGACAGGGUGAGGGGAAGAAGUCUCCGCGUAAGCUCCUGGUGGAGCAGGUUAAGGUUGUGGACCUGGAUGGAGGGUUAAAGGUCCUCUACCCAUCACGCACAGACCUUCCCCUGGAGACAAUAGAUGUUAUACGUAACUUUGAUUAGGAAUGUUUAUUGAACUUUCCUGUUUGAAAAGAAAAAACAAGAGAACUGCAUGUACAUUAACGGCAAUAACUCUGUACUUCUUUUUUACCCCUUGUCAAACAGUAUUUUUUUGAUAUGUUAAUGUUCCUUUUAAAAUUAAUUAGUAAACAUUGUGCUAUUAUUAACAAAUUUGAAGGAAAUCUGGAAAGAAAACCUAUCAAUGAUUGCUAUGGCAACAGUCUUUAAUUAUGCAUAAGUUAUACUUACUAUCAAUUUUAUGAAUGGUAUUUGUGAACUAGUUUUUUCGGCCUGUGUGAUUGUAUUUUUCCCAUCUACAUUGUAUAUGCAUACUCCAACAAUACUACAUAUUGCUCCCAGAUAAAUAAUAUGAUAUAAACAUCGACUCCCUUGAGGGGGGCGGUGCACCUUGCCAACCCGAGGGAACACAAUCAACCGCAGCUUUGAAAAAGGUUAACAUUGUUUGUCUAGGUUGACAAAAUGCACUGUACCCCUCGAGAAAGUCAAUAUUGAUUUUUUUUAUGGAACAAUUCCAAGAUAAAUAACCCUAAUACUUCAGAUUUUUUAUGAAAGACUAAACUUUAUAAAUAUUCAUAUAUACAUGUAUUUUAUAAAAACUUGUAUAUAUAUCUUCAUUAAAUUGUUCACAACAAAUCUCCAAAUGUGAAAGUCAGAACAUAAACCACCUUAACAGUUAUGAUAUUAAUAUACAUAUGUUCUAAAAACUUAAGAAAUAAAUAUAUUGUUUUUUGUAAAAAAAACUGCAAAGAGUCCAGGGUGAUAUGGACUUGAUAUCACCCAUAUUCCUACUACUAAUGACAUCAAGGGGGCAACAUUGCAGAGGGAAACAGCAAACUAGUUGCCCACUGUAGUACACUAUGUAUGUCAUAGAACAUCCAGGAGAUUAAUUGUUAACUAUCUUAAUUUUUUGUGUCUAACAUUCAAAAAAAUUUAAAUGCAAAUAUCUCAUAAAGAGUAAAAAUAGUAACGUACAAUAAUACUCUUCUGGUUUCAAACAAUGACUAUGGUUAACAGCUGAAGGAAUGAGUUAUUUCUCUUAUGCCAAUAUAGCUUCAUUACUUGUAUUGUCACUUUAUUGUGUGUAUUGCAUGUAAUAUCAUGGUUGUAAGUGCCUAUUUCUUCUUAAUGGAUUGAAUUGUUCAGUGAUAGUAUUUUGAUGUUAUGUACCCAAAAAAUGCUUCAUGAAUAUUGAGUCACUUUGUAAUGAAUAUUGAGUCACUUUGUAAUAGAUCUAUAACACAUGGACAUGUAGUUUGAAAUAACUUACAAUAUUUUCUCAUUUUCCUUAUGUAUGUUACUCCAGUUGUUCUCUUUAUUCCAUUUCAAUGCAAUAUUAUCACCCUUGUUUGUUCGAAUGGGAAUUUAUGCGGAUUCCUUUUAUUAGGAAUUAAUGACUUCCACCAAAUACUUUUAUUACCAUAAAAGGACGUUGAUUAAUGAAAUUGUUAGAUGUUUCUCUGUUUUCAUUUGUAUGGGUUGAAAAGUUCAUGCCUAAUUGUAAUUAAAUGAAAAAAAAAUCUGAUAUUUGCCUCUAAUUUGGUGGCUAUAUUUAGAAACAUCUGUUAUUUGCCUCUAAUUUGGUGGCUAGAUUUAGAAACAUCUGUUAUUAGCCUCUAAUUGGGUGGCUAGAUUAAGAAACAACUCAUAGAAUCAGUUUGUUUUUGCACUUGAGACUGAAGUAAACUUUAAAGAAAGGUAAAUUUGCAUUCAUGUUGUAAACAACAAUGCCUGACUUUUGAAUAAAAUGGGAAGGAAGAAAA